Molecule: messenger RNA, 1059 nt
Organism: Iphiclides podalirius (scarce swallowtail)
Lineage: Eukaryota; Metazoa; Arthropoda; Insecta; Lepidoptera; Papilionidae
Source: the annotation of a GenBank genome assembly
AUGGUGACAAGUGCACAGUGGCUGUUUUUAUUCGGAAUCACCGUAACCCAAUUUUCUGUUUCGGUAACGCAAGAGAAAGACACCCGCGAGAGAAGGCCCCAGUCGGUCCGCGACAUUUUGAACAGCACCUCCUGUAUUCCGGCACCGUUCAGGUGUCCACAUCCACAGAUGGAGUUUUACCUCUACACCAGAAAUACACAAGAGAAGGGGGAGCUAAUAAAUACCUUGGAUAACGAUUCAUUGACGUAUUCAAGAUUUAAUACGAAACAUCCAACGAAGAUAGUCGUCCAUGGUUUCGGUGGUGGCAGAAACCUUUCGCCUAGCACCGACAUGAGGAACGCAUAUUUCAAGCGAGGAAAUUACAACAUUAUUAUAGUGGAUUACGGCAGCCUAGUCAAAGAACCUUGCCUCAGUCAGAUAGAGUGGGCUCCUCGUUUUGCGAGCAUGUGCAUAGCACAACUCGUGGAUUACCUGCAGUACCAUCCCGUAAAAGCAGUGGCACCAGAAAGAAUGCAUACGAUCGGAUACAGUGUUGGUGCACACAUUCUUGGUCUCGUAGCAAACCAUCUUACUGAUGGAAAACUGGGAAGGAUCACUGGUUUAGACCCGACCAUUUUCUUUUACAUGGGAAACAAUCGCUCUCGAGACUUAGAUCACACGGAUGCUUUAUUUGUUGAUAUCUUACACACGGGUGCCGGGAUUUUGGGGCAAUGGGGUCCCAAUGGUCACGCUGAUUUUUAUGUCAAUGGAGGCUCUAGCCAACCUGGAUGCGCACAUGAUACUAUUUUUCAAACACUUUCCUGCGACCACACAAAAGUGACUCCAUACUUUAUAGAGUCGAUUAAUAGUCCAGUGGGUUUCUGGGCCGGGCCUUGUCCAAAUCUCUUCUCAUAUCUAAUUGGUUGGUGUGAACCUAAGGACACCGAAUAUGUCCUAAUGGGAGAGCAUGUAACACACAGAGCGCGUGGCGUGUAUUACGUGACAACGAAUGCCAAACCACCAUACGCACGAGGCUUCCCUGGUAAAACAAGGCGCCUGAGAUCCGUCACGCCAUACAGU